Cooperia oncophora is the source of this 327-nucleotide messenger RNA. NCBI's taxonomy places the organism in Eukaryota, Metazoa, Nematoda, Chromadorea, Rhabditida, Trichostrongylidae. The record is from the annotation of a GenBank genome assembly.
AUGACUCCCUAUCUUCUGAAUGGUCAACCGAAGGCCUGUGCGUCCAGUACCUGUCCGUAUGGAUUCCAAUGUCGAUAUUCGUCCAAGAAAAAAAAUUACUUUUGUUGUUCAAAGGUCGUGAAGAAAUCUAGCCAUCUUCGCAAAGACAGUGGAUGCGAGCGUGGUUCAGUACUCUUGUAUCCAUCAACACAGGAACCUGUACACUGCGAUCAUAAGACAAGAGCAUGUCCUAGCGGCUAUCUUUGUUUGCCGCACACUACGACAAAGACGCUCCAAUGUUGUUCAGUUCCGUCGUCUCGCGACAAUUUCCUCACUGCAGCUGUUGAA